Messenger RNA from Anopheles aquasalis, 2303 nucleotides. RefSeq names its product enteropeptidase-like. Gene Ontology annotation, cellular component: membrane. Gene Ontology annotation, biological process: proteolysis. Lineage: Eukaryota; Metazoa; Arthropoda; Insecta; Diptera; Culicidae. The record is from RefSeq and is a predicted model, not a curated record. Gene Ontology annotation, molecular function: serine-type endopeptidase activity; protein binding.
AGCAAAUCCAUGGACGAUUCAAGUCGAAAAAGUUAACAAAGCUGCUGGCCCUAGUGCGAAGAAACAGGAAUUUGAGCGGUUUAAACACUGUGCUCUAUAUGGUGUGCUGUUCAAACGCUAUGCAAGGUGCUCAAUCGACAGGGAAUCAACAGUAAAUCCAGCAGUUUAUAAAUCAUUUGCAGAGAGGCCUUCAAAGAGAGGCUGCUCUUGUCGAGCAGGAGCGGUUGAGCGGUACGUUGAUGAUCCGAUGCUAACGGGCCUCUUAUUGGCUAAUUUUGGAAUUUGCAAAGAUUACGGAGCGAUCCAGUAUUGCCGUGCGAUCCAGUAUGUCGUCCGAGCCGAUCAGCCUUCCAGCUUCCAAUGUAGGUAAGAAUGGCACGAACAACGGGCCAGAAAUGUUCACCGCUUACAAGGACACCGCGCUGGAUCUGGAAGAUCCGCUGGUUAACGAGCAACCAAAGUCCGUGAGAGAUGAGAAACAACAUAUCGCUAAAGAUAAAAAUUAUAAGAAGAAGAAAACGUGGUCCUUCUGGUUACUUGGUCUAGCGGUGCUAGUGUCCGUCAUCAUAGUAACCAUCGUCUUCCACAACAAUCCAACAGUGCUUUCGUGCCCACAAAUAACGACUUCGACAACAUGGAAAACGACCAUAGCCACCACAACUGAGACAACAGGUGCCCUCUCAUCAUACAAUGAACCAACGAGUGAACCAGAGCAUACUAGCGAAACGGAAACAGUGUGGACGAAUAAUAGGGAUAACAUUAUGGAUCAGAGUUUAGAACCAGCUAAUAUGGAGCGAGGUGAAUUGGGAAGAUAUAAUUAUUCGCCAGAUAACAGCUUUGAGUGUAAGACCAGUGGCUGUGUGACAACUACGUCCGUCUGCGAUGGCCAUCCGCAAUGUCCAGAUCAGUCGGAUGAGUGGAACUGCACGCAGGUAGAUGCAAAAGGAACACUACGAUUGAGGCGCAACUCAGUCGUACAUCACACGGUAUGCGGUGAUAGCUGGAAUACUGAACUGACCGACUUGGUGUGCGGCGAGCUGGGUUAUUUUGGCGGCGCCAACUUCACAGUCACCAGCGACAGUAAGCGAUCCAAAGGUUAUAAUAUGUACCGGGUGACGAAGAAGAAUCAACUAGCAUUCGAGUUGAUCAAUUCAACGCAAUGCAACCAAGGGAUUGUUAAACUUCAAUGCCAAGAGUAUCAUUGUGGUCGCAAAGUCAAUAAAUCCACGAUUGAUGAGCGUUACGAAGACAGACGCAUUUCCGGUCACACCAGUUGUGCUAGUUUGGCGCUUGCCUUCAACAACAAUCCGGCCAUCAAGUGUGCGGUCAAUAUCGUAUCCCCGCGCUGGGCCCUCACUAGUUACACCUGCAUCAAGGGCAAGGCGGAGUUUGCAGAUGAAAUAAAAUGGAAGCUGUUUGCUGGACUGAUUAAGUUUACCACAUUAGAAGAACAGCUAACAACACCGCAUAUCGAAGAAGCGCCACAGAUUGUGAAUAUUAAGCGAGUCGUACCUUAUCCUCGGAACAAUCAGCCAAUGUACUCCGAUGAUGCGGUACUGCUAGAGCUGGCCACUCCUCUGCAGUUCAACGAUGUCAUCGGCAGUGUGUGUCUCACGGAGACACCAUCUACCAUCGAUCCAACGCAACGGUGCCUUACCACUGGAUGGCAAACCGAUUUCGAGGAUACGACUAUAACGGAGCAGUAUUUGAUGAAUGUAUCCGCGGGGAACACUCACUCAGGGCGUUGCAACUCCUACAACAGAGAGCUUCCUGACAACACCAUCUGUGUAGAGCCUCUGACCAAAGCCACUUGCUAUAACGAUACAGGUGCACCCCUGAUGUGCUACGUCGCCGGUACUGGCCAGUGGCAACUGCAAGGUAUUCUCAGCAAUCAUGGCAACUGUGAUAAGCGUCGAGCUAUCUACAAUUCUAUUAACCCCGCCAUUGCCACCUGGAUCCGUAAUACGGUCGGUAAUGGCCGUAUGUUCGAACAGGUGAACUUGAAUGAUAAUAAUAUCGACAAUACACCAUUAUAGAAGCACAAUCCAACCAGACUACUAGUCAGCCAGAUAUUUAUCAAAUGGAGUUUUUUCAUCAAUAUUUCCAUUGUCUUAUCGUUGUAUGUGAAGGUAAAAGAUGAAAAUCGCGGAAAAAAUGUGACCACUCACAUGCUAACAUCAGCAGGAAGUGAGAGUGAGGAUGUUGUUUGCACCGACAAGCACGAUAAACAAUUUACUCAGGAAUAAACCACACUGCUUGUUUGCCAUUCGACUACUAUUAACUAUGACUACCUAAACAACGCA